UCCAUUUCCGUGUCAUAUACUUAAAUUUGGCACCCCCAAGUUUAAACAAUCUUCGACAUUUAGGUUUCCGAGACAGUUCGGAUUUAUAGGAUCCGAACAACUUCGGAAUCUGGGGAUCCGAACGUUAAUUUUUUUUCUCAUUUUAAUUUUAAGUCUCUCCAUCACUAUCCACAACCAACCACAACCAACCUCAUUACUCUCAUCCAACCACAGCCAACCUAAUUACUAUCAACCACCAACAACAACCAACCCCAUUACUCCUUCAUCUAUAAAUUUGCUUGAUUUAAGCUUUCUUGUAUUCAUCCUCUCCUUUCAUUCUUUCAACGAAACCUUCAAAAUCAAAAUGGAACAAGAUUUGCCCACCUUCAUCCGCCCUUGCAAACUCCGAGGCAACUCUUCUGCAAGUUCUCGUCCUCUCAUUCCCGGCCCUGCUGGUGUUGUCCAGGCCGCCAUGAUUCAACGCAGCUCCACCACCGACGGACACCUCAUUCCAACCCAACAAUUUGUUAGGCGCGUCGUCGAAGACGGUCACGACACUGAUCCCGAUUUUCACUCCAAUGCUUGGCUUUCAGCCCUGCAAUUAGGCGGAUCUGCAACUCCUCUGGGUUCAAUCACUCACCAUCUAGAAAGGGUCGAUCUCAUCGUCGCAGUUAUCAAAUCAUGCACGCCAAACGGAUUCGGCGAUGUGUCAGUUACCCUGAAGGUAUUUCCAUCUUCCGCGUUCUUUUUCAUCAAUGUCAUGGUAUUUAAAUGUCCUCUGUCAAUGCCAUAUGGGUUUGAGUUGCAGGAUCCUACGGGCACUGUCGGUGCUAGUGUCCAUCACAAGGUUUUCACUGAAAGCGAAUUCGCGAAGGACAUAAAUGUUGGAUCUGUUAUGCUUAUCCAGAAGGUAGCUGUGUUUUCUCCUAGAAAAUCUAAUUGUUACCUGAACAUAACAUUGCCCAACAUAGUUAAGGUAUUCUCCAGUGACUGUGGACCUCCAUCUGAAACAUUCACCGACAUUACAGAAGAUUGAUUAAUGUUAUUUGGCUAAUUUUGAAUUAUUUGCAACUUUAAAAAAUCCUUGACCUGGAUUAUGUAGGCUAUGUUGCGUCCCUUGAAUUAUGUACGUUAUUUUGCUUCAAUUGGAUUAUGUGCGUUAUUUCACUUCCCAUUGGAUUUUGUUUGUUAUUUUACCUGAUUUAAAAAGAGAUAAAAAUGUAAUCAAAUCAAGUAAAGCGUGAUAAUGUGAAAUCCAAACUAAUAAUGCGAUAAAAGUACAGACCGAUAAUAAAGCGUGUAUAAACUAAUAAUGCGAUAAAAGUACACAUAAUAAUAAUGUCACUGCCCCCUGCCCCUACGACCCACCCUACCCCUACGACCUCUGCCUCCGCCUCU
This is a messenger RNA of Lotus japonicus, 1377 nucleotides long. RefSeq lists its product as uncharacterized. Gene Ontology annotation, biological process: recombinational repair. The transcript has 3 exons. The record is from RefSeq and is a predicted model, not a curated record. Bases 344 to 1015 code for a protein of 223 amino acids. Lineage: Eukaryota; Viridiplantae; Streptophyta; Magnoliopsida; Fabales; Fabaceae.